AUGGUUAAACUAACAACAGAAUUAAUUCAAAAUUCUAUGCAGUAUAUGAAUCCAUGUCGAGAUCGAGAAUUAGAUCUCAGAGGUUAUAAAAUUCCACAAAUUGAGAAUAUGGGAGCUACAUUAGACCAAUUUGACACAAUCGACUUCUCAGAAAAUGAUAUCAGGAAACUGGAUGGAUUUCCGUUAUUGAAAAGAUUGAAGUGUCUGUUGCUCAACAGUAACAGAAUUGUGAGAAUUGGUGAAAAUUUGGAACAAUAUAUUCCCAAUUUAGAAUCCCUCAUUUUGACUAAUAACAACAUUCAAGAACUUGGUGACUUGGAUCCUCUAAUCACCUUACCAAAGCUCAAAACUUUGUCACUUUUACACAACCCAGUUGCUAAUAAACAACAUUACAGGGCUUACGUAGCAUUUAAAUUCCCCGAGCUAAGAUUAUUAGACUUUAGAAAAAUUAAACAGAAAGAAAGAGAUGAAGCAAAUACCUUGUUUAAGAGCAAAAAAGGAAAAGAAAUGCAGAAAGAAAUAGCACGAAAAGCCAAAACCUUUGUUCCUGGAGGAAAUAUGCCUGAUCCUAAAACUACUAAUCUCAAUCCUCAAGAGAUCCAGAAAAUACGAGAGGCCAUCAAGAAUGCAUCAUCUCUACAGGAAGUGGAAAGGUUAACCAGAAUGCUGCAGUCGGGCCAAAUCCCUGGUCAAAAACCAUUACAGCCACAGAUACAACCAAAUGGCAAUCAAGAAGAGGAUGAAGAAAUGGAGACUGAUCAAUCUAAUGGACAAUAA
This is a messenger RNA of Arctia plantaginis, 777 nucleotides long. The record is from the annotation of a GenBank genome assembly. NCBI's taxonomy places the organism in Eukaryota, Metazoa, Arthropoda, Insecta, Lepidoptera, Erebidae.